Messenger RNA from Pelagomonas calceolata, 1617 nucleotides. The record is from the annotation of a GenBank genome assembly. Lineage: Eukaryota; Pelagophyceae; Pelagomonadales; Pelagomonadaceae.
AUGACGACGUUCGCGACGCGGCGGAUCUCGCAGGAGACCUUCGAUGCGGUCGUGCGCGAGAACGUGGAGGACUUCGACAUGGACGCGGCCGAGGCCGUGCGCGAGGCGCGCGAGCAGUUCGAGCACCAGGGCGUCGACCUCACGGGGGUCGACGUGAGCGGCUCCGAGGAGCGCAAGGCCGAGCGCGCGGCGCUCCUCGCGGACGUGGCGCUGGUCAAAAAGGCGGCGGCGGGCGGCGUCGCGCGGCCCGACUUGCUCGAGGCGCUGGCGCGCGCGGCGACGCUCUGCGCCGCGGGCCGCGGCCGCGCGGCCGCGUCGGCGCGGUCGACGGUCGUCGCGGCGCAGGGGCUCUCGGCGCUCGCGCGCCUGGCGCGGUCCUGCGUCGACGAGGCGACCGACGCGGUCGGCGACGCCGGCGUGCUCGCGGCGACGCUCGCGGCGCUGGACCGCGCGGUUCGGGGCGACGCCGACGCGCGGGACGCGUUCCAAUACGGCGGCUGCGUCGAAGCGACGGUCGCGGCGCUCAAGGCCGGCGUAAAAACCGACGCGGCCGCGGCCGCGGCGGCGCUCCGCGUCGCGGCCGCGGCGGCGCGGCAGUGCGAAGCCGUCAAGGCCGCGUUCAUGCGCCUGAAGCUCGCGCGGCUGGCCGUGGAGGCGCUCGUGACCGCCGCCGCGGCGCGCGACGAGGCGGGCGCGGGCGCCGCGGCGCAGGCGCUCGCGGCGCUCUGCGCCGCGGACGACGUGCGGUCCGCCACGUCGUGCACCUACGACGCGAGCCGCCUCGCGCUCGACGCCGGCGCCGUCCACGCGCUCCUCGCCGCGCUCGAGGCGUUCGCGGACGCCGAGGGCGGCGAGGACGCGGCGACGGCGGCGCUGGACGCGCUGCGCCAGGUCGCCAAGUCCGACGACGCCGUCAAACGCAUCCGCGAGGCCGGCGGCGCGCGGGCGUGCCUCGACGCGCUCCGGCGGAACCGCACGCGCCGCGACCGGUGCCGCCGCCUGGUCGGCCUGCUCCGAAACAUGGCGAACAACGACGACGCCAAGGACGCCAUGUGCAAGGACGGCACGCUCGAGGAGAUUCUGGGGUGCCUCGAACGAUUCCUGAGGGACGACGCCGUCAUCUGCGAGCACGUCGUCGCGACGCUGGCGAUGAUGGCCCUCCGGCGCCCCAAGAACGGCACGCUGAUCGUCGAGGGGCGCAACGGCGCCUCCCUCGUGAUUCACGCCAUGGGCGCCCACCCGGCCCACGCGGCCCUCCAGCGCCAGGGCGCGCUCGCGCUCCGGAACUUCGUCGCGCGCUCGCCCGAGUUCAAACAGCCCAUCCUCGACGCGGGCGCCGAGACCGCGCUCCGCGCCGCGGCCACCUGCGCCCAGGCGAACGUCGACGUCGCCUACGCGGCCCUCCGCGACCUCGGCGUCGACGCCAAGAUCGCGACGUUCGAGACCGACGCGUCGGGCGCGGUCGUGCAGAGCGCGGGGCCCGCGCGAUUCGGAGACAAGGCCAACGCGAACUUCAAGGCCGUCUUCGACGAGUCCGCCGACGUGGAACGGCGUAUUCACGACGUGGACGCCCUCACGGACCAGCAGACCAAGCUCGAGGAGUUCUCCCUCAUGUGA